AAGAGAGCCGUCGCCGUCGUGCCCCAGAAGCGUUUCCUGAGCCCGUCAAGAUUUCGAACCUCUUUGCGACCACCGAUGGCAGAGUCGAUGGCAGCCGCCGAGUUGCUCGAGUAUCUUUAUCCAGCAUGCAUGAUCUGCUCGUUCUGCGCACUCCUCAUCUUCGACUGGAUCACGCUCCGCACCGCCACGACAGGAGACCGGCCAGCCCGGGGGCGACGAACAGCGCUGACACUGACGUGCGCCGUCUUUCUCACCUAUGUCGGUCAUGUCGUUCUCAACCUCGUCCAGUCCCUUCAACGCCGGGCGCUGGACAUCCCAGAGCACCGGAUCGUCGCUGACUUGGCGGACAUGUACGUCUGGGGCGUUCUCGUCGCGGCGCUGGCGACGAGCGAAACGCCCGCCUGGGACCCCUUCGCGGCAGCCUGGCUUCUCGCCUUCGUUUUCGAGGCCGCCGUCUGCGGCGUCGCAGCCCCCCAGACCGGCGGGACGACCGGCUUCGACGUCGUCCGGACGGUGCUUCAGGCGCUUCGAAUCGGCGCCGUGCUGAUGCUCCUUGUCAACAUGCUCCGCAUCAUGCGCAAGACCGAGGAAGCCGACCUCGAAGAAGAGGCUGGGCCUUUGCUCUCCGAGACGAAUGGCUCGGCCUCGCCCCGAGCCUACGGAGCGACGGGCAACGAGUCUCAGGACGACGAGUCCGAGGACGGCAAAGACCCCGACAAGGCUGUAAAGGAGUCCCAGCAGAGGCGCCUCGAGGCCAAUGGUGGCUGGUGGGGUUACACCAAAGAGUUCAAGAUAUUCAUCCCCUAUCUCGUUCCCUUCAAGAACCGCAAGGUCCAGUUCUGCCUGGUCAUAAUCAUCAUCCACAUGUUUCUGGACCGCUUCGUGAACGUCAUGGUCCCACGCCAGCUGGGCAUCAUCACGGAUGAGCUGGCCAGAGACUACACGGUCAUGCCGUGGAGAGCGGUCUUGCUGUGGGUUCUUCUAAACUGGGCGAACAGCUUUGCAAGUUUCGGACUCAUCUCUGACAUUGCCCGCACGCACUUGCACAACUGGUCCUCCAGCCAGAUCAGGCAGCUCGCGUUUCGACACGUCAUGAGCCUCUCGAUGGAUUUCCACAGCAACAAAGAUUCCGGCGACCUGAUCAAGAGCAUCGGGCAAGCAGACUCGCUCAACGACUUGCUCGAGACGCUUUUCUUUCAGAUCGUGCCCGUGCUGCUCGACGUGCUCAUCGCAUUCGUGUACAUCUCCCACCUUUUCAGCCCUGCAAUGGCCGUGGUUUUCCUCAUCGUCGGCACAAUGUUCGUCUGGACGAGCGUCGCCACCACCACGAUGGUAAGGCCCAAGAGGCGAAUGUACACCGAGAAGAGCAGGGCCGAAAGCAAGAAGAUGUACGAAUGCGUCUCCAAUUGGCCUACGAUAUCCUACUUCAACCGCGCCAAGUUCGAAGAGGAAUCCUAUGGUCGGGCGGUCCAGGACGAAAUGAGCGCUCAGCUCGUAUAUUACGUGUUGAGCUCUCUUGGCUAUGCUGUUCAAUACCUUAUCGUAUUUGGCGGCCUUCUCACCGUUUCCAUGAUGGCCAUCUUUCAGAUCAGCGAGGGCAGGAAGCCGAUCGGCAGUUUCGUCACUCUGGUCAUGUACUGGUCGUCCCUGAUGAGCCCCUUGCACAUGAUCACUUACCACUACCGACUCAUUUCAAGCGCGACCGUGGAUGCCGAGCGACUUCUGCAGCUGCUUCAGACCCAGCCGACCGUCAAAAGUGACAAUGCCGCCUUGCCACUCAAAGUUACGGAUGGCCAUGUCACUUUUGAGAAUGUUGGAUUUUCUUACGACGAGCGCAAGGAGACGCUCAAAGGUCUCAGCUUCACCGUCUUGCCCGGCCAGACAGUGGCUUUGGUCGGAGAAACGGGUGGCGGGAAGAGCACGACGCUCAAACUGCUCUUCAGGUUCUACGAUGUGACGAGUGGCUCGAUCUCUAUUGACGGCCAGGACUUGCGCAGUGUCACGAUCGACUCUUUGAGACAAGAACUUGGCGUCGUUCCGCAAGACCCGUCGUUGUUCAACCGGACGAUCAUGGAAAACGUUCGCUAUGCUCGUCUCGACGCGACGGACGAAGAGGUCAUAGCGGCUUGUCAAGCGGCCGCAGUGCACGACAAGAUUAUGACCUUCCCGGACAAGUACCAGUCCAAGGUGGGCGAGCGCGGCGUCAAGCUUUCUGGAGGAGAGCUGCAGCGCAUUGCAAUAGCACGAGUUAUCCUAAAGAACCCUAAGAUCGUGCUCCUCGACGAGGCAACUUCUGCAGUUGACUCAUCCAUCGAGGCGCAGAUUCAAGCUGCUUUCAAGAAACUCAGCGCCGGCAGAACCACCUUCGUAGUCGCCCAUCGGCUGUCCACAAUCAUGGACGCGGAUCUGAUCUUGGUCAUCGACCAGGGGCAGAUUAUAGAGCGCGGCACCCAUGAAGACUUGAUUCGACGUGGCAAGAAGUACUGUGAGCUUUGGACCAAACAGACGGCCGCCAAAGACAUUAACGCAAGGUCGGACGUGAUGUCAAAUUCGGAGCCGCCCGAGAAUGUCAACUCUACUGACACGGCUAAAAAACAAUCGACCGCUUGCACGAAUAGCCCGGAGAACCUUCUUGUUGACGUCAAUUAGGCUGAAGUUUCUGGAAGCAUAUAUCCUUUGAAAUGGCGUUGCGUGUCAAAAGUAAAACUGCUUCGCGACCUGAACGAGACUAAAAUGCCUUUGCUUGGAAGAACAAUAGGGAAAGACAGUCCAUCUCCAUGAAAUCGCAACGAAACAUCCAUCAAUCCCUGUGCUAACCCACAACUUGCACAGACGACUUGAUGCCGACAAACACAACGCUUUCUACUCCUACCGCAUUCUGCCGCCUCUAGACACGUCUCAAAAGCAACAUCGUCGACAAAGCGCCUGGAUUCAACACCAUCCAAGUGACGAAAGAGUUGAUCAGAGCCGGAGUCGGCAACAUGCUCGGUCAUGAGAUCCUUACGGCGCCCCAACUAAGUGAUUCGGACGACCAGCGUCAGCAUGCCUAAUGUACUAAAUCACUGAAGGCCAUCUCCAUCGUCGUCAUCCUCAAACUACGGCAAUGGAAUGGCCCGACCGGAUAUACUAUCUGCGCCGCGAAUCCCAUCUGCGGUGAAGACCCCAAGGGAGCUCCUACACAAAAGCUCUAGAAUACAACGCCGAUGUGAAACAGUUUUCUCAUCGACACAUGCCUGUCCAACGCCUUCAAGCUCGUGGGUGGAAAGCCAUUCUGAUACUUGACUUCGCCAGGAGGGAUGGCAAGGCUUCCAUCCCCGAGCAUUGUGCGCCGGCGACGAAAAAUUAGGAAAUGUCCUUUGGCAAGGGGUUUUUUUUUCCUUCCUUUUUUUUUAAAAAAAAAAGAUUUUUCAUUCUUUUUCUUUUCGGAGGUCACCUCGACUCUGGAUAUAUUUUCUUCUGGGGACGCCAGCAGCAUAGCGUCGGUAUCUUGAACCUUGCCCUACACAUAGGCAUCAGGAAAGGUAGUUUGACAGUAAGCCUUAUCCGCGGCAGCCUGCGCAGAACGCGUCUAACAUAGGACGAUGUUCGACACGGACAAAUCCUCCACUCAUCCGAUGUACGAGCAGAAAGCUUGACAUACCUUUCUUUACUAUGAGAUCAACGUCUGAAUGGAAAGCCUUUCUUACCAUCCUUGCUUGCAUUGGGGCCGGAACAAAGACAAAAGUGUAUUCGAUUUUCCUUUUCCUGGCAUAGAUUACAUAGCAUUCACUGGUUAAAUGGGAAGAAGUCCCACGGGCAGAUAGAUUUGGAGAGCGCGGAGAAAAUAAGAAAGCAAAGUAACGUUCCAA
This is a messenger RNA of Verruconis gallopava, 3848 nucleotides long. RefSeq lists its product as uncharacterized. The coding region runs from base 76 to 2649 and encodes 857 amino acids. The transcript has a single exon. Gene Ontology annotation, molecular function: ABC-type transporter activity; ATP hydrolysis activity; ATP binding. The record is from RefSeq and is a predicted model, not a curated record. Gene Ontology annotation, cellular component: membrane. Gene Ontology annotation, biological process: transmembrane transport. NCBI's taxonomy places the organism in Eukaryota, Fungi, Ascomycota, Dothideomycetes, Venturiales, Sympoventuriaceae.